CCACGUGUCAAAUCAUCUCCUCCCUUAAACCCUUGUUUUCUCUCUCUCAAAACCCUUAGACCCUUCCCCUCUCUGUAAUCUCAAGUAUGUGAAAUUUCCCUUUUGGGCGUGUUUCUGAAAUUGCAAUUGGAGACCCAUUCACUCGAUUGCUCUCUUUUAUACCCCGAUGGGGAUAUCUCAUUUCUCUGAAAUUUAUCUUCCUGUUGUAUCAUUCAUCUGUUGAGUCUCAAUAUCUCUGAGCGCAUUACAGAUUUUGGCUCAUUUUGGUCUCAACUUUGCUCGUCUUAGUACUCGUUAUUUGAAUUGAGAAAAUGCUGUCAAUCAGGAAACUCAAGUCUCAUAUCACACCGCUUUCCCCUUACUCCCUGCUUUCCUCGCUUCUUUGCAGUGAUCACAGCAUUCCCAUAUGCCGAAUUCGUGGGUUCUCGAGAGACAGGCCAUUUUUUCAGUUUAUCAGCCCUUAUUUGACAAACUUAAACAUGGGAAAUGCUGUUCUGGAUUCUCGGAGUGGGUCAAUUCAGUCCUUUUCGAGUAUGGGUGGAACAAUCUUGGUCCAGGCUCGGGACCCAGCUAAACUAUGUGAGGAAUUGGAGAAUGCAAUUGAUGGUCAUAGGUAUAGUGAUGCAUGGAAGUUGUUUGAACAGCAUAUGGGUAUGGAAGGGUUUCCUAGGAAAUCCAUCGUGAACACGGUAUUGACAAGUUUUUCAGAAAGCCUUGAUGUUCAGUGGCUUGAGAAGGCUUAUGGGUUGGUGGAACGGGCUUUUGCAGAGAGUAAGCAGAAUUUGUUGGAGAAGGAGACUCUGAUUUACAUCUCUUUUGGUCUUGCAAGUUGUGGAUUGCCAGUUCCUGCAUCUACUGUUUUGAGGAAAUUGGUUGAAAUGGAAGAGUUCCCUCCUGUCUCUGCUUGGUCUGCUAUCUUGGCCCACAUGUCACAAACGGCUUCAGGAGCAUAUCUUGCUGCCGAGUUGAUUCUUGAGAUAGGUUACUUGUUCCAGGAUGGCAGGGUGGAUCCGCGUAAAAAGAGUAAUAGGCCUUUGCUUGCCAUGAAGCCUAAUACUACGGCCUUCAACAUUGCUUUAGCCGGGUGCCUUUUGUUUGGGACUACUAGGAAAGCAGAGAAGCUCCUUGACAUGAUGCCUCGAGUUGGUGUCAAACCUGAUGUGAAUUUACUUAUCAUAAUGGCACAUAUUUAUGAAAGAAAUGGGCGAAGAGAAGAUCUUAGGAAGCUUAAGAGACACAUAGAUGAAGCCCAUAAUCUAAGUGAUAUUCAGUUUCGGCAAUUCUACAAUUGUUUGCUUACAUGCCAUUUGAAGUUUGGGGAUUUAGAUUCUGCAUCCCAUAUGGUUUUGGAAAUGCUUCGAAAGGCAAGGGAAGCACGGAAUUCCCUUUCAGCUGCUACACUCAUGUUUGAAGCUGUUGGAAGUGGUAAUACAUCUACUCAAGAACAGGUUUCUGAAAAAAGCUUAAGCCAUAGAAAGUCAGAUGGUUUAGAGAAUGCUAGACCAAAUACAAGCCUGUCCAUAUCUUAUGAGGAGUUUUCUAGAGACAGAAAUUUCUUAAAGCUUGAGGCCGAGGCAAAAGAAAUACUUGAUAGGCUGUUAGCAAAAUUGCAGAUGCAGGUUGAGUUUAUUACAACUGAACGUGGAAUUCUCCAACCAACUGAAAGAAUUUAUGUGAAAUUGGUCAAGGCUUUUCUGGAAGCUGGCAAGACGAAGCAAUUGGCGGAGUUUCUAAUCAAGGCAGAAAAGGAAGAUUCUCCAGUUUCCACUGAUAAUUCAGCCUUGGUUCAUGUCAUUAAUUCAUGCAUCUUGCUUGGUUGGUUAGAUCAAGCACAUGACCUACUGGAUGAGAUGCGCUUGGCUGGGGUUAGAACUGGUUCUUCUGUGUAUUCUUCCCUCCUAAAAGCAUAUUGUAAAGCAAAUCGAGCAGGAGAGAUCACAUCACUGCUUCGAGAUGCCCGAAAGGCUGGAGUCCAGCUGGAUUCAAGUUGUUAUGAAGCAUUGAUUCAAUCCCGAGUGCUUCAAAAAGAUACUGAAGGGGCCCUCCAUGUAUUCAAAGAGAUGAAAGAGGCUAAAAUACCAAGAUCUGGUCAUCGAGAAUUUGAGAUGUUGGUUAAGGGAUGUGCAGAGAGUGGUGAAGCAGGUCUGAUGGCAAAGCUGUUGCAUGAAAUCAAGGAAGAGCAAAGAGUGGAUUGUGGAGUUCAUGAUUGGAAUAAUGUAAUCCAUUUUUUCUGUAGGAAGAGACUGAUGCAAGAUGCUGAGAAGGCUCUGAAGAAGAUGAGGAGUUUAGGGCAUGCCCCAAAUGCACAAACUUUUCAUUCUAUGGUCACUGGGUAUGCUGCUAUUGGGGGAAAAUAUGUGGAGGUAACAGAGCUGUGGGGCGAGAUGAAGUCUUUUGCUUCUUCUUCCUCGAUGAAGUUUGAUCAGGAACUCCUAGAUGCUGUACUUUAUACAUUUGUCAGAGGGGGUUUUUUUGUUAGAGCUAAUGAAGUUGUGGAGAUGAUGGAGAGAGGAAAGAUGUUCAUUGACAAAUAUAAGUACAGAACCCUCUUCUUGAAAUACCAUAAAACACUUUAUAAGAGCAAGCCUCCCAAAGUCCAAACAGAAGCCCAAUUCAGAAGGAGAGAUGCUGCAUUGACUUUUAAGAAAUGGGUAGGCUUGUUUUAAUGGAGCUUUCGGUCUAUUACUUGCAUUUCGGAGCUCUACUGAGUCUACUCUAAUGGCCCUCAAUGCCCUACAAAUUCUUCCAACAGUUACAAAGCUACACCAGUUGUCUUCUACACAUAUCUUCUGCUUUCUUGCACUAGCAUUGGUUCAGCUGGUGGGUGAACUUCUUGAGCCAUUUUGGGUUGAUGAAUGUUCAGUUUCUGUAUGCUACAUAAAAAUGGUUUGUGGUUUCCUGACCAUUUGAAGGAUGUUAAUCUCUGUUGUUCAAUUUUUGGUUAAAUAUAAAUGACGACCUCUGAAAACCCCACUUGAACCGAAGGAUUCAGCCGAAACACACUAUGAAGAAGUCAGUGGUAUCAGAGGAGCUAGAAUCUCUGAGAGAUUAAACUACACCUAUACCUCAAUAACCCUUUUGCAAUAUCAUGUUGGUAAUCCAUCUUGUGAGAAAAUCCUGUGGCACCAAGAAAAUCCUGAGAAUGAAAUAACUGGUUUCAGGAACCCCUUAAGGACUAUGAAUCCUGUUGCUGAGCUCACAGUGACUCACUUUCAAGGACCGAGAGUCUUGAGACAUCAUCUCAUCUUGGAGUUGAGUGCAUAGCCAGUGCUUUGACAUAUUCAAUUUUGUACAGACCCUUCUGGGUAUUCGGUGCCAAUCACCAACACUCUUCUGCCGAGCUUCACCUGAUGGAACGACCGAUAUCUUGGACUAUAGCAUCAGGUCACCAAUGCUCACCCUUCUCAAUUUCUGGUGGAAAAAAAUCAACUGUUUAUCUGUGCUCCUAGGGAAAUUGAUCUCAUUCUUUGUAUCCAAGUUCAAUCCUAUUAUUUUGUACUUCUUUGGGAAACUUGUGUUUUGAUGGGGUCAUUUGAUAAAUAUAUGGUUUUUGAAACCCAAUUUUAUGAAAUAUGAUAACCAGAUUUUAAUAU
Molecule: messenger RNA, 3593 nt
Organism: Vitis vinifera (wine grape)
Lineage: Eukaryota; Viridiplantae; Streptophyta; Magnoliopsida; Vitales; Vitaceae
Product: pentatricopeptide repeat-containing protein At1g03100, mitochondrial
Exons: 3
Coding region: 312-2666 (784 amino acids)
Molecular function (GO): protein binding
Source: RefSeq, a predicted model, not a curated record